Messenger RNA from Mesoplodon densirostris (Blainville's beaked whale), 4377 nucleotides. RefSeq names its product DNA fragmentation factor subunit beta (gene DFFB). The transcript has 7 exons. Gene Ontology annotation, cellular component: cytoplasm; nucleus. The record is from RefSeq and is a predicted model, not a curated record. Lineage: Eukaryota; Metazoa; Chordata; Mammalia; Artiodactyla; Ziphiidae. Gene Ontology annotation, biological process: apoptotic process; apoptotic DNA fragmentation. Gene Ontology annotation, molecular function: DNA endonuclease activity. Bases 166 to 1077 code for a protein of 303 amino acids.
GCGCACAAGGCGGGGUCAUGCCGCCGCUUCCCGGGCCUUCUGGGUAGUGUAGUUUCAGGGGUGGGCCGCGCGGGGCCUUGAUUUCCCUCCGUGGAAACCCCCAGGCGCGGACCCACGGCGCGGCCCGCCGCGUAGGCGCCGCCCGCGGGGCCGGAGGCUCUGAGGAUGUCUGCGAUGCUCCAGAAGCUCAAGAGGUUCAAGCUGCGGGACUUGCACAACCAGAAGAAAUUUGGGGUGGCGGGCAGGAGCUGCGAGGAAGUGCUGCGGAAGGGGUGCCUCCACUUGCAGCUCCCCGUUCAUGGCUCCACCCUGUGUCUCUAUGAGGAUGGCACGGAGCUGACUGGAGAUUACUUCUGGAGUGUCCCCGAUGACUCGGAGCUCGUGCUUCUCACUGCGGGGCAGACCUGGCAGGGUUACGCGAGUGACAUCAGCCGCUUCCUGAGCGUGUUCCAGGAGCCGCACGCAGAGCUCAUCCGGGCCGCCCGGCAGCUGCUCUCGGGCGAGCGGGCCCCGCUGCGGCAGAAGCUCCUGGCCGACCUGCUGGGCACCGUCAGCGAGAACAUCGCGGCCGAGACCAGGGCCGAGGACGCGCCGUGGUUCGAAGGUUUGGAGUCCCGGUUUAGGAACAAGUCUGGCUACCUGAGAUACAGCUGUGAGAGCCGGAUCCGGAGCUACCUGAGGGAGGUGACGUCUGGCGCCUCCCUGGUUACGACGGAGGCUCGGGGGGAGUACCUGCGGGUCGUGGCUGCUAUGUGCCAGAAGCUCCAGGCCGCCCGGUACAACAGCAGCUACUUCGACAGGGGGGCGAAGGCCAGCCGCCGGCUCUGCACGCCUGAAGGCUGGUUCUCCUGCCAGGGUCCCUUUGACGUGGACGACUGUGCUUCCAGACACUCCAUCAACCCCUACAGUAACAGGGAGAGCCGCGUCCUCUUUAGCACCUGGAACCUGGACCACGUCGCCCACCUGUGGGCGGAGCCAGUGGUCGGCAGCCGCGGGCCCGGUCAGCGUGGCACAGGCGCAGCUGUGUGGGGUCACUGCCUUGCCCAGGGAGCGGGAGCUCUGCGUUGUGACGUGUAGGGAGUUUCCUGCUUCAACCAGGGUGAGCAAGUCUUGGCCGGCAGGAGCAUUUUAUGUGUGUAUUAGCUCAUUCUAAAACAAAGGGCAGAAAUGGAAACUUUUAUUAUUUUAACUGAGGUGCUUUUCUUGUUGACCCCUGAACAACUUGGGGUUUGAACUGCAUGGGUCCACUUACACGUGGAGUUUUCAGUAGGAAAUACUAGAGUACUGCUCCAUCCACAUCGGUUGACUCUGCGGAUACCAAGCCGCGGAUACAAAGGAACCCUGCACGCAGAGGGCCUCCCGUAAAGUUACACGUGGAGUUUUGCCUGCGUGGAGUGCUGGCCCCUAACAUCCCCUGUCUCCCGUCCUGCGUGUUGCCGGGUUGCUCUCCAGGGUGGUCCCACCGACACCCUCACCGGCUGUGAGUUCAUGCGCCCCAGGCUUCACCACCUCUUGGUAUCAGUACUCUUUUUGUGUUCUCCCAGUCGGAUGGGCGAGAAACAGAUUCUCCUGUUGCAGUUCAUUUGCCUGAUUACUAGGAAGGUUGAAUGUCCGUGUGUUUAUUGGCCACUUGUGUCCUGUGAAGUGGCUCUUGCUUCCUCUGCUCAUGUUUUACUGGGCUUUGGUUUUCUAAUUAAUUUGUAGGAAUUCUUUCCACGUCCUGGUUACUGAUUCUUUGGUGGCUCUUUGUGUUACAGGUAUGUUUUUACAGUUUGGGCUUGUCUUUCGCUUCUGGGAUGUCUUUGAUCGUGACGGGUUUAAAUUCCAGUGUACUGAGGUGUAUCUCUUCUUUUUUGUGUGAAAUCCUUCCCUUCCUGUAUCAUGAAGAUAUCCUAGUUUUUCUCUUCUGGUUGGCUGUGCUGUUUCUGACCUGCCUGGAGCACCCCAAGAUGAUCUCGGGGCUCCAGGCCAUCUGUCUGCUCCUGUCUUUUCACGGCCCACUAGGGGCCACCGCCAGCAUCUGACGAGGGAAACAGGCCGGCCUAGAAGAGAACACGGAUGACGCAGCAGCGUGCCCGCCAGACCCUGAGUCGUGUCUCCUGAAACGUGCCAGUUACAUUGCCGCUCUUCUUCUAAAUACACAUACGUCCACAUUGAUACACGUACUGGCUUUUAAUUUAAAAUGCAGUUUUGACAGCAGGCAGCAGGGGUUUGAAAACACUGGUCUGAUUGUUUCCCUGAGACGUGGCCACAGGCCCACCCCGACUCUGGUGGGGCUGAAGCCACAAGCCACGUGUUUAAAUAGUUAAACACUAAAGAGUAACAAACUCUCAGUACAGCACGUGCUGUCCUCCCCCCUGGACCGUGUCGCCACGGCCCAGGCCAGGUUCCUGGUCCCAGUCGGCGGACUUCUCAGGGCUCCGGGACGUGGCUGCAGCAGCCUGCAGUCCGCAGCCUGCCCUCUUCUCUCACCCCUUGGGCCCCCUCACACCCCAAGGGCUGCACCACGCAUGUGCAGGCUUAGGGGUGCACGUACGGGGCGCAGCCUGUCCUGGGAGGAUGUUCCGCGCCUGGGUUCUGGGUGUGUGGGCUGGGCGGCGGGGCAGGGGUCCUGUUCCCCAAGGGCUAAGGGCACCUCCUCCAGCACCCGGUGUUGUGAGAGGUCUUCCUGUCUGGGACCAGCGCUUCCCUCCCUCCUUUCAAAACCAUCCUCGGCCUUUUCCUUAACUUCAUUCAUUUGGCUUUUAUUUUUUAUCCCUUCGUUCUACUUUUUUAGGUUUCUUCUUGCUUAUUAGUUAAUUUGCAUCUCUCCUGUUUUCUAACAUGUACAUUUCAGGCUAUCAGGUUCAGCUUUAGCUACCACCUGUGAGUUCGGUAAUUUUUAUCGUUAUUCAGGUGUAAGGAUUCUGUCAUUUCCAUUGUGAUUUUAUCGCUGCUCCGUGAACUGGUUAGAAGUGGGCAUUUGUUUUCAGUUGCUGCCGGAUUCCUAGUGGCCCCUCUUGGUGCCCGCUCGCUGCUGUGGUCACUCACGCCUCCUCUGAGCCUCAGUGGCGGGGGCGUGAGUGUGAGUGGCCUCAGACCCACGUGGCCUCAGAUCUGCGUGGCUGGAUUUAAGCCGCUCUGCCGGCUUUCCGCCCCUUUCUUGUCGACUUUGCGUGUCUCCAGGUUUGGGUGAGUGUCCCACUGGCCGUGUUAUUGCUCUUGUUCCCAUGGGGUCCGAGAUGGUCCCGUCAGAGCUGACGGCUGCCGUCCUCUGCCUGUGUGGUGACGGCCGUGCUCCCCGUCAGCAUCGGGCUCUGCCAGGUCAGUGGUGUUGGCACGUCCCCAGCGUCCUUCUGCUGCCGGGACAGCGUCUGGCCACCGUGGCCAUUCACACAGUGUUGGUUGAAUAAAUAGGAAAUGUGUUUGGACUUCUUUAGCCCUCUCUUCUGGGUUCCCAGUCACCAUUCCAGUCCUUCCCUUUUGGGUCUCCUUUGUGCUUUCUGUGGGUUUAACCGAGUUUUCCUUUUCCCUUGCCCAUCACCCCACCCUUCGGUGCUUUGGGAAAUAGAUUUCUGCUUGUGUUCCCUCAGUGGGGCCCCUGAGGGAAGCACAUCGGAAGCAGAAUCGCGUCCCCCUUGCCCCCAGGCCCCGUGGAGUCGCCUCGGUGUCACCCCCUCUGCUCACCGUGAGCCCUGCACAAAGCGUGGGCGUGUUCCCGGGGUCGGUCCUCGAUUAUGCUCACCCACAGAUCGCAUGGCACUCAGGCGCACUCCCUGUCGCCGAUGAGGGUCAGGGGGUUGUAGAAAGGCCCUGAGCGCUCGUUGAGCUGACAUGACUCCAGGCCGGCGGCCACUCGGCCCGCAGUGCUUUGGGGACGCGCCGCCUCUUCUUCCGGCGUCUGUUCACAAGGCUGCUGUCAGUGUCCUCUGCCUUUUCUGUGGCAGCUUGAGACUUUCCCUUUCUCUUUGAAAAGGAUGUGUAUCUAGUACAGAUCUCUGAUUUAAAUGCUGACCGGGACUCGUAGUCUCUGCUCUGAAGACGUGUCUGUCUUUGAUUUUGGGAAGCUCUUCAGCGCUGGUCCUCGGACUCCCCCUCCCACACCUGGACCGGCUCCUCUUGUCCUCCUUGUUGUGCUGCGUCUGCUGUUACACAUGCCCGUUCCAGGGAACUUCCUGCCACAGACUGCACGGUGUCCCCCAAAUUCAUGUGCUGAGGCCCUAACCCCAGGGUGACUGUGUGUGGGGAUAGGCUCUUCAGGAGGUGAUUAAGGGUAAAUGAGGUAGGAAGGGAGAAUCUGAUAGGGCUGAUCUGAUAGGACCGUGGUCUCGCAAGAAGAGAGGGCUUGCUCUCCACCACGUGAGGACGCAGCGAGGGGGCAGCCGUCUGCGAGCCGGG